AUGUUUUCCAAAGGAAGCCCUUGGCUUUGGUUGUACUUUAGAACAGCUAUUGUUCUGGGAAGUGAGUUAAACUGCCCAGAGCAACAUAGACAAAAAUCAGUUAUAAGUUUUAACAAGUUUCACUGCAGCCUUGAGGAAGCAGAAAAUUACUAUUCUGCACAAGGAGGGCUCCUUGCUUAUACUUGGAACCAGGAGGUUCAAGAGUUUAUCUGGGACUUCCUAGAAAAAGGGAAGAAGUGGUGGAUUGGGCAAAAUUUAAUGCUGCCGGGAAAAUCACCCAAAGGCACCACCCAGGUAGUACCAGUCACAUCUGUAACUGCGAGCUCACCUUUUCCUGGACUGUCAGAGCCCACUGAGCCUGCAUCUGCAACACAUACUAGGCAGCAUCUGGAAGAAAUAAACUCCAGCCCCAAAGAGGACUCCCAUUCAGACCAUCCUCACCACCCUGCUGCAACAUCCUUUCAGAAUGUGUCUGAGCGGGUAACAGGGCUAGCUUUCAUUCCUUUCAGAGAUAUUGAUGAUAAGAACAUUGUUGGAAGCACUGGAAGUGUGUUACUGAGCUCUAAUCAUAAAUUUCUCCAAGUCCAUGAUUUAAUGGAAGAUAUUGAGAUCAUGCUCUGGAGAAAUGCUAGCAUGGAAAUUCACUCUACCAGCCUCAACGUGAGCACAGAUCAUUUUGUCACAGUGAAUGUCACUUCUCCGGAGAAAUCCCUGAUCGUGUGCAUAGAGCCUGAAACCCCCCUUUUAAUGACACUCUGUCUGGGAUUCCAGUAUCAGCCUAACCACACUUACUACCACCUGAACAUCACCCUUCCAAAGGACCGAAUGGAGCAAAAAGACAAGGAAUACACGUGGGUGCUGACACCAGAGUGUCUGAAGUAUGGGACCGGCACCUACUACAUAACCCCUGUACUGAAUAAUAGCCAGGCACAUGCUCAGCAGAUGCCACGGUUCUCUGUGGUGACAGUGGUCACUUAGUGCUACUUCUGGAACAAUCACAACAGCUCCUGGAAAAGCGAGGGGUGCCUUGUAGUUGUCACCCUGUCUGGAUCUGAGGGACAGAAGGAGCCCCAUCACCUUUGUGACCCCCAGAAAGCUGUCUUUGAAAGAGGGGCACUCUAUGUCUUCCUCCUCCACACCCAGUCCUCUCUUGGGUAACUGCACAGCCUUCAACUGCAUGACAAUUCUGGUAUCAGCCCCUUUUGGUCUGUAAACCACGUCAUAGUCACUGAUGUGGAAGCAUAAAGGAAAUGGCAUUUCCUGUGCAAUUGUUGGCUAGCGGUGGACCUGGGAAACGGCACGCAUGAUCAGAUCUUCAUACCAGCCUCUAAUAUAAAGCUCUUUUCUUGCAGGUAUCUGUUCUCCAUGAUCAUAGAAAAGUUCACCCAGGAUUAUCUAUGUCUCUCAGUUGCAACUUGACAUGCCUAGAACCAACUUACAAGAGUCAAGCAGCUCACUUGCUGUCUGACCCUGCUUCUUUGCAACAUAGUCACCAAUAUUAUGUUCUGAAAAAUAAGUGAUUCUACCACCAAAAGAAAUGAGCAAGUGGGGCCAUUUGCUGUGACCUGGUCUGGACUGCUUAUCAGCAUCCAAACUGCUGUCAUCCUUUUCCAUCUGGUGAUUGGACGGCUCUUCCAGAUGACUUAACUGUGGGAACCUCUGCCUCAGUUUCCCCGCAUUCAUCCCUUCUGUCUCUCAGAUGCUUCUUUUGAGCCUUUCUCUCUCACACACAGCUUAGAAAGCAACCUUUUAGAAGAAAAAUAUUCUUCAUCAUCACCUGGUUCAAGAGAUAAGAACAAUCCCGUCUGUGUAGCUCUAGCUAUGAACAGUCCAGUUAAGUGCCCAGAAAGAACUGUGAAAGAGAACAAAAUCCUCAAGCUGAUAGCAGAUAUUUGGGUACAAAUCCUCUUUCCUGUCCUAUUGACGUCUACAAUCUACUCUGCACAGAACUCCAAUAGAUUUUACCACCAUCAAGCAAUUUGAAAGAGUUUUUCUCAUGGUCUCUCAGAGAUAAAAAUUCUUAAGCAUUUCUACAUCUGGGCCAAUCGCACCUUCCUUCCUAACCUGUAUGGAGAUUACAGAGGUAUUUUCUUUACUUCUGUAAGACUUAACAGUUCAACUUCACUUCAGACAUCCAAGAAGGCAUUUGCCUGAUCUGUCAUCUCACAGGUCAUCUGUUAUCUCCUCAUCUGUUACUACCUUCAUACAGGUAAAUUGAAAAUGUUAGAUGGUUGCCAACUUAAAUGGCAGAGGGGGAGAUUCUUCACAGAAAGAAACAUUCUGGACAUGAGCAUAAUCCUCAUUAGUUUUGUCAUUAACAUGAAGCUUAUUUCUCUACUUAAGAAAAACUUGGCACAAUACCACUACGACCGGGACAAGUUCAUCAACUCAGAAGCUGUGAUAAAAGUAAACUCAACUGUCAUCUACCUUAAGGGAUUCUUGGUUCUACUGGCAACACUUCAGUUAUGGAACCUGCUACAUCAUAACCCCAGGCUGCAGGUUACUGGCAGAACUCCUGGGAUGAAGGUGGGCUCCUUGCUAGUCAUCUUGAUCCUGCUGACAGGCUAUGCCAUUGCUUUUAACCUGCUGUUCAGAUGGAUCAUCUCUGACUACAGAACUUUUUUCAGUUUAGCAGUGACUGCUGUUGGCCUCCUGAUGGGAACCACUCCAAACAAAGAGUUAUUUGCUUUAGAGCCUAUCCUGGGUGCCUUUCUGAUCCUCACCAGUGUGAUCUUGAUGGUACUUGUGAUCAUUAACCUUUGUUUCUGUCAUUCUAAUGAGUUUUGGUAAAGAAAGUCCCUUAAUGUAGGUAAUUCUCUAGCUUGGUUAUUGCAAAAUAUUUUAUCAUAGCUCAACUAUGCUGCUCUUAGGAUUAUAAGCCAACAAUGUAGCUUAUGAGCAUGUCCCUUUUUAUUAGUCAUCAUCACUGCCAUUUUCUGAGGAUACCCAAUUUGCCCAGUUCUCUACCCACUGUACUAUAAAAAGCUAGCUCUCAACUACUAGGUAGCAAAACCUAGCAUUCCAAUGCUAGUAUCUUCACUAUUCAUAUUUAUAAUUUCUUUGUAUCUUUGGUACUUUUUCCUCUAACAUUAGCAACAAUUCUGAUUUCUUACCUUUUUGCUUUCAAACAGACUCGGAAAGAAACUACACGGAUAAGUGUGCUGCCACAGAAGCUCUCGAGUUUGUUAGGAAUCCAGUGCAGCAGUACACAGUGAAGUUUUACAAGGUGAACUAUUCUAAUUUACUUAAUUUGGCUUACUACUUAUCUUUGCAUGGUGUAAUUAGAAGUUAUAAUUGUUAAAAAGGAAUCAAAAUCCUCUUGGCAACAAGUUCUUAGGCUUAUGGGUCUUGGCACUAACAGGAAAAGGUUAAAUCUGCAAGAGUGAUGCAGGAUCAACCACCUAUGCUGCCAAGAACACUCACCACCUGUGUUCCAGGAGGGCUAUGGGAAACAAGAAUGAGUCAGGCAUGACCUCACUGCAGUUUAUUAAAAAUAAAAGAUAAGACCCUCCCUGGUGGCACAGUGGGUUAAUGCAGCAC
Messenger RNA from Condylura cristata (star-nosed mole), 3540 nucleotides. It is a transcript of the gene PKD1L3, whose product is annotated as polycystic kidney disease 1-like 3. Gene Ontology annotation, molecular function: calcium channel activity; protein binding. Gene Ontology annotation, biological process: detection of mechanical stimulus. The record is from RefSeq and is a predicted model, not a curated record. NCBI's taxonomy places the organism in Eukaryota, Metazoa, Chordata, Mammalia, Eulipotyphla, Talpidae. Gene Ontology annotation, cellular component: membrane.